Molecule: messenger RNA, 1620 nt
Organism: Zea mays
Lineage: Eukaryota; Viridiplantae; Streptophyta; Magnoliopsida; Poales; Poaceae
Product: GATA transcription factor 2-like
Exons: 2
Coding region: 299-1417 (372 amino acids)
Biological process (GO): cell differentiation; regulation of DNA-templated transcription
Cellular component (GO): nucleus
Molecular function (GO): zinc ion binding; sequence-specific DNA binding
Source: RefSeq, marked validated
GUGAUCAAGUGACUGGAGCCCCCCGAUCGAGAGCACAGCACAGCACUAUUUCUUCCCCCUCGUCACACCGCUCCCGCUCUCAUCACUCCACUCCAUCCCCUCCUCUCUCUCCAUGCACUCACUCUCGUCACUGAGACAGUGAGACUAGCAAGGCUAUCGCCUAGCUACUAGCUAGCUCGUACUGGAGCGAGCACUGUCAGUAAUUGCUCGUUUCAAGGAACCGACCUGUGCCAAUCAAGUAGCAGUGCCAGUACGUCGUACGGUUAGCUCUUAGCUACCUCCUGCGUGUGUGUUCGCGAUGGCGUCGGAGUGGGAAAUGGCCGCCAUGGGGGUGGAGCUCGGCAUGGGAAUGGGCGGCACGUACCACCACAACGCCUCCAGCAUCACCACGGCGCCGACGAGCAGCCACCACAGCGGCGGCGCCGGGUACUCCGCGGCGCACCACCACCAUUACUACGGCAUGCCGCCCGUGGGCGGCGACGCCACGGCCAUGCGCGUGGACGACCUUCUCGAGAAUCUCGACCUCUCCACCGGCGCUGGCGCCCACGAGUUCUUCCCCACCGCGGCUGCUGCCAACAAGGGACACCACCACUCGGGGGGCGCCAUGGUCGGUGAGCCGUCGCCCACGGCCAACUCGUCGGACCACCAGACGUCGCUCCUCUCCUUCGCCGACGAGUUCUACAUACCCAGCGAGGAAGCUGCCGAGCUGGAGUGGCUGUCCAAGUUCGUGGACGACUCCUACUCGGACAUGCCGAAUUACUCGUCGGCCACGCACGCCGCAAUGGCAGCAGCGGCAGCGGCAGCGGCUGCGGCUGCGAACACCGCCGGCACUAGAGCAGGAGGCACCUCGGGCGGGCAGGACAGCUGCGCCACCGCGGCGCCCGGCCGCGGCGCGCGCAGCAAGCGGUCGUCCCGCGCGGCCGCCGCGGCGUGGCACUCCCUCGUGCCGCGCCCGCCAUCGCAGCCGUCCCCGUCAACGUCCUGCUCGUCCUCGGACUUCACGCCGGCGUCGACGAACAACAAGCCGGCACGCCCGAGCAACGGCGGCAGCCGCGGCAGGAAGAGCCCGGGGCCCGCCGGGGAGGUAGUGGCAGUGGGCGUGGAGGGCGGCGUGCGCCGGUGCACGCACUGCGCGUCGGAGACGACGCCGCAGUGGCGGACGGGGCCGCUGGGCCCCAAGACCCUGUGCAACGCGUGCGGCGUGCGGUUCAAGUCCGGGCGGCUGGUGCCCGAGUACCGCCCCGCGUCCAGCCCCACCUUCGUGCUCACGCAGCACUCCAACUCGCACCGCAAGGUCAUGGAGCUGCGCCGCCAGAAGGAGCUCGUCCUCAUCCGCGGAACCCACCGUGACGCUUCGGCGGCAGCGGCGGGAUCCGCCGGGCCGGAGCUCAUGUUCCGUGACUACGGCGUGUGUUGAUUAGCUGCCUGCCCGGCAAGGCAACCGGCACGGAGGAAGCUCUCGCGUCGUGCAUUUGCGUGCAUGGAUCGGAGCUUGCUAGAUCUUUCUGCGAAAUAUUCCAGAUAUUUCCAUUAUUUCUCUUUUUUUUGUUAAUUAUUACUAUUAAAAUUGUUAUUGCCUACCUAGCUCCCCGCCCUGCUUUUUUUUUCUAAGCUCUAUGA